Messenger RNA from Ailuropoda melanoleuca (giant panda), 1997 nucleotides. RefSeq names its product G protein subunit alpha L (gene GNAL). NCBI's taxonomy places the organism in Eukaryota, Metazoa, Chordata, Mammalia, Carnivora, Ursidae. Bases 240 to 764 code for a protein of 174 amino acids. Gene Ontology annotation, molecular function: GTP binding; G-protein beta/gamma-subunit complex binding; GTPase activity. The transcript has 8 exons. Gene Ontology annotation, cellular component: cytoplasm; heterotrimeric G-protein complex. The record is from RefSeq and is a predicted model, not a curated record. Gene Ontology annotation, biological process: adenylate cyclase-activating dopamine receptor signaling pathway; sensory perception of chemical stimulus.
UCGAAUGUCAGGAAUUCUUCGAUCACGUGAAGAAACUCUGGGAUGAUGAAGGCGUGAAGGCGUGCUUUGAGAGGUCCAACGAGUACCAGCUGAUUGACUGCGCCCAAUACUUCCUGGAGAGAAUCGACAGCGUCAGUUUGGUGGACUACACACCCACAGACCAGGACCUUCUCAGGUGCAGAGUCCUGACAUCAGGGAUUUUCGAGACCCGAUUCCAAGUGGACAAAGUAAACUUUCACAUGUUUGACGUCGGUGGCCAGAGGGACGAGAGAAGAAAAUGGAUCCAGUGCUUUAACGACGUCACGGCUAUCAUUUAUGUCGCGGCCUGCAGCAGCUACAACAUGGUGAUCCGGGAAGACAACAACACCAACAGGCUCCGAGAGUCCCUGGACCUCUUCGAAAGCAUCUGGAACAACAGGUGGUUGCGGACCAUUUCUAUCAUCUUGUUCUUGAACAAACAGGAUAUGCUGGCAGAAAAAGUCUUGGCAGGGAAAUCAAAAAUUGAAGAUUAUUUCCCAGAGUAUGCAAAUUAUACUGUUCCUGAAGAUGCAACACCAGAUGCAGGAGAAGAUCCCAAAGUGACACGGGCUAAGUUCUUUAUCCGAGACCUGUUUUUGAGGAUCAGCACUGCGACAGGGGACGGCAAGCAUUACUGCUAUCCACACUUCACCUGUGCUGUGGACACCGAGAAUAUUCGCAGGGUGUUCAACGACUGCCGUGACAUCAUCCAGAGGAUGCACCUCAAACAGUACGAACUCUUGUGAGGCCGCCCGGGGGGGGGGGCGCCUUCUCACACCUUCUCUCCGCCUGCCCCUCCUCCCUUGGCCACCCUGCCAGGUGGAGCGUUUAUUCCAGGACUGUCAACCCCAAGCCAUGGUCGAAAGUGGGGAGUUCCCAGUCUCAUCUGGCUGCCACCUGUCCUGUUCUGUGUUGGCUCGUGUGUGACCACCAAGCCUCUGGCUACCUCUGUCCCCCUCAGGUUUGGUUUGUAGUUUUUGUCUUCACUGAGCACACCACCUUCCCUGGUGCCCGCACCUGCACCCAUUUGUGUCACUGCGGACCACCACUCUCAGGCGGGUGAUGCUGCAGUGAAAUCUUUCCGGGGGAGGGCCCCUCUUCAUCAUCCACUCAGUGCUCCAUGGACUCAGCAGGAGCUUGAUAAAUGGGGGAGGAAUGGCACUUUUUUCUGAAUUAUCAAGCACAAUUAUAGAGGCAGGGGUACGAUGCGGUCAGGCGGACACGUGGCCGCCCCUUCCGAGCCUCGUUGGCCCAAGAGCUAGGACGGACCUCAAGUCAUAGAGUGGAGAGAAACCCUUUUCUCAGUCAUAUUUGAGUCGCUGCCAAGCUCAGGCAUUACAUUAGACCUACUUUGAGCCUUUUACAUUUAGGCGGAAAACCUAUCACACGCACAGCUGCAGUGCGUCCUGUCUCAAAAUGAUUCUCGACUAUUGACUAUGCUUGGACAAGAGUCUCUUUCCGUAUCUUGUUGUUGUUGUUAUUUUAUGGCUGGUUUAUUAUAACUGUACAAACCACCAAAUGUAACAUUAUUUUAUAUAACUACUUAAAAAAUCCUUGUAGGUCUUCGUGCCUUGAUUAUGGCUCUAUCUGUAAAAGAAACGUGUUUUUAUCUUGUUGAACAGCUAAAUGUCAACAUUACCUGUUGCUUGCUCUAAAAAAGAGAAUGGUAUCUGUAGAAUUUAGGGUAUUUUAUCAGGUUAGUGCUUUUAAAAAUAUCCUUGAUUAAAUAUAUAUAUACACAUAUAUAAAUCAUACACAUGAAUCAUUCACAUCUUACAAUUUUGUCCCCACAUCACAAGCUUCCUUCAGAAACCAAGGAUUUUUUUCCUCCAGACAAUAUGUCUUUUGAUUAUUUUGCAAUUUAAAGACUUUUACAAGCUCUCGUGAGUAGAACGAGGCCAAGCAUUCCCUUGGUCAAAGCUUGUGAACCACUCACUUGACCACAGUUUCUGUUGUAAACAAACAGCAAGGAGGAGAGG